UUAAAAAGCGAGUCAAGUAUGGGUGACUGGAGCUUUCUGGGGCGGCUGCUGGAGAACGCUCAGGAACACUCCACUGUCAUAGGAAAGGUUUGGCUGACCGUCCUCUUCAUCUUCCGCAUCUUGGUGCUGGGCGCAGCCGCUGAAGAAGUGUGGGGUGAUGAGCAAUCCGACUUUACUUGCAACACGCAGCAGCCCGGCUGCGAGAAUGUUUGCUACGACGAGGCCUUUCCCAUCUCCCACAUGCGCUUCUGGGUGCUGCAGAUCAUCUUUGUGUCCACGCCAACCCUUAUCUACCUGGGGCACGUGCUGCACAUUGUCCGCAUGGAGGAGAAGAGGAGGGAGCGGGAAGAUGAGAACAGGAAGAUGGGAAGGCACCUGGAGGAUCAUGACCCCCUCUACCACAAUGGUGACGGAGGGGGCGGUUGGAAGAAAGAGAAGCCACCCAUUCGCGAUGAGCAUGGCAAAAUCCGCAUUCGCGGGGCAUUACUGAGGACCUACAUCUUCAACAUCAUUUUUAAGACCCUGUUUGAGGUCGGCUUCAUCCUGGGACAGUACUUCCUCUAUGGCUUCCACUUGAAACCGCUCUACAAAUGCCACCGCUGGCCCUGUCCCAAUACAGUGGACUGCUUUAUAUCCAGGCCAACUGAAAAAACGAUAUUCAUCAUCUUUAUGCUGGCUGUGGCUUGUGUCUCUCUGGUCCUUAAUCUGCUGGAGAUUUACCACCUGGGCUGGAAAAAAGUGAAGCAGAGCGUCACCAAUGAAUUUGUCGCUGACAAUGAAUCGUUGCUGCUGGGUGGAGUACGAGCUGGGGACGCCAAGACGCUUCCCGAGGAGGUCAGUCCACCAGCACUCGACUGUUUGCCCACGUACGCCAGUGUGAGUGUGGUCGGGGGCAGCACAGCUGAAGGGGGCGGCGACAGUCCUGCGGAGGUGAUUUCUUUAAGUCCCGAUAUGGCAACUGGUUCUGUGAAGAUGGACCGUACGUUGUUCCACCCGGAUGACCUCCUGUUACAGUCGCUGCCUGCUUCCUUUUAUGGCGGAGUCCACAGACCGCUACCAGAAGAGAAGCAGAACUGGAGCAACAUGGCAUUGGAGCUGCAGGAUCCAAAUGGAAAAAACUCCCCCGGCUCUUACCCUCCUCCCUCACCAAGGAUCUCCUCGUCCUCCUCCCAUGUGGAGGAGACAAUUAUACCCCCUCCUCCAGAAUCACAACACUCCACUUUUCCCACACUCCCCUGCCAUGCUCGCCUCUACCUCCUCUCACUGGAGGAGGCUUUGGCAAAUGAAGGGAAAGCGAUGCAGAGUGAUGACUUCACUGUCGUUACCAAAGCAGAGAUGCAUCAGCCCCCCGACAUGCAUAAGCCAAGACGGGUGAGCGAGAGCAGCAGUUCCAGGGCCAGGCCUGACGAUUUGGCGGUGUAA
Molecule: messenger RNA, 1422 nt
Organism: Nerophis lumbriciformis (worm pipefish)
Lineage: Eukaryota; Metazoa; Chordata; Actinopteri; Syngnathiformes; Syngnathidae
Source: RefSeq, a predicted model, not a curated record